AAGUCUUUUACCAAAAUAAUCGGCACAGAAAGCUCUACAAAGCAGAACUUGCCAAUAAGUUUUCAGAGACGUUUCAGUUUUUUUUGUGGUCGAUUACUGAUAGAAGUAUCUGGAAAAAAGGUAAAUUCAGUAUUGAAGUAGAUAAUGCUAGGUUUCAAGUGUGUUAAUAAGCUGCUGCUACAUAAAUAAAAACUUUGAAGUUUUCUCUAUCAUCAGAAAAAAAAUCAGCUUAUUUGGUUAGAAUACAGUGGAGAUAUGCAAUUUUAUUUUUGGUAGGUGACUUUUAGGACACUCUGUAUACCAAAUUAAAGCUCAUUAAGAACUGGAUUUAUGGGUAUAAUUAAUAGGCCGUACAGCAAUUAUUGACUAUUAGAAUUAUUGAAAUGUCUUCCACUAUAUACCAAAAUGAGCUCGUAUUUUACGAUUUUCAUUCUUCAUGUACAUAUUUUCAUAAAAAAUAAUAGUAGAUUCGUAAUCUCCAUCAAAAACUGAAUCCAGAGACACCCAGGUGAAUGAAUCCGAUACAGGAACCUAUUGGAUCCGACCAUCCGAUAGAAUCCGAUGGGAUUCCGGGAAACGAAUCUACUAACGGAUCCAACGGAUGAAACCUAUUUAAUUAAUUAAGUGCUAAUCACUGACUGGUGGCAAUAGUAGAGAUCAGUCAUAGCAGGGCAUUGGAUUCCAUCGAAUUCCGACAGUAGGAUCCCAUCGGAUUCUAACACUAGGGAUCCGGAUGUCGUUUUGUUUCCCGGAUUCCGAUAGGAUUUCGUCGGUUUUUAGGAAUUCACAUAAAAUCCGAGUCGGUCCUAUUGUCGAAUUGAAUCUCCUGCGCAUGUCAUUUGUAUAGUUUUGAUGAAAAAACGUUUUCGAAAAAAAUCCUGGGUGAGUACGAUGGAGAUCAUGAAUCUACUAUUAUUUUUUAUGAAAAUAUGUGCAUGAAGAAUGAAAAUCGUAAAAUACGAGCUCAUUUUGGCAUAUAGUGGAAGACAUUUCAAUAAUUCUAAUAGCCAAUAAUUGCUGUACGGACUAUUAAUUACACCCAUAAAUCCAGUUUUUAAUGAGCUGGAAUUUGGUAUAUAAUACUAUGUAAUAUCAUUUACAAUUGAAUUUGCUAGAAAGGGGUGUAAUGGUUAAGUAACACUGUAUACAUUUCGUGAAACAGGAAGACCCUUACUUAAAGUAUCUCAAAACAUUUUCAGAAUUAUGAGACUUGUUUAUAAGGAAAAAUUCAAGUUGCAAUUGCAUCAUUGACUUGAUAUCUUAUUAAUUCCUGAUCGUUAUUUAAAAAUUCUACAAGACAAAUCUUUUUUCUAGAGAAAACGAAAGUAUUGAGUUGCCAUUGGAUGACAUGAAUAACUUGAUAAAGAAUCUUUUAAUUGUGUUAUGAAUAAUACAGGUAACAAUUAAAACGUCAAUCGAAACAAUGUGAAUGAAUUUUAUUUAUCUGUAAUAUAUGUAGGACUUAUAAUUUGCCAAGUUUAAAGUUGUGCGUCCAAAUAAUUUGUUUCAAUAUUUAAUAGUUUUGAAAAGUUCAAUAACUUAUUCUGUAAAAUUCCUUAAAAAGAAAGUCGCUCGAUACAUAAAUUUGAAUUUUUAAAUAUUCAUCCUCCAUCAAUGUUUCAUACCAGCAGUAGUCACAAAUAACCAUUUCAUAUUAGAAAUAUUAGAAAAAAAUUGAGAAUCUUCCAAAAGAUUCAGUUACAAAUACCAUGAUGGGAAACAAGUAUAUUUAUUAAGAUCUUAUCAAAAGCCUUACCCGCUAAGCUGUACUAGUCUCGUUUUCUUCCUGAUUGUCAAGCUUAAGAUGUUUAUUUUGAAAUUAGGGACGACUAAGGUACUUCUGAUCAGAGUAACUGUGUUACAUUUUUUGUCUCUACUAUGGAAACUAUUAUUUGUGCAAUAAUAAAAGUAUAAAUAAACCUGAGAAAAGACUAUGAAACAAAACAUCUUUUAUUAACAUUGGUAAUACACAUUUUCAUAGAAUUUGAGUCUGAUAAUUUAUUCAUUAGUGUAGGCCGAAUAUUAAAAUUUUCUUUCUAGAAUAGGAACCACUGGGAUUCAUAAAGAAUGCAUCAGAAAUUUUCGUUCAUAUAGUUUUUUAAAAGAGAAACGAAUAGUUGAUUAUUGUGCUGUUCAAUAUUAAAUUCUUAAAAUAAAUAGAUGAUUUUUUGUUAAAUAUCAAACAAUCAUAUACGACUGAUUAAUUAUUUGUUUCAACAAAAAAAAUGUUUAUUCAUCCACCAAUUUAGAGCUGUCUUUACAAUUAUUAUAACGUUUAACUAGUUUUUAAGAACAGAAAAUUAAGAAUACUUUUUCUAACUAAUGACACUGGGAACAGUAGAAAAAAUCGUUAAUUUGCCAUAAAAACUGUCAAGGUGUCAUUUAUUUUUUUCGUUGAAAAUCUCUUUUGUUAUUAUUAGAAAGAAUCAGAGACCGAACCGAACUAUAACGGUUCUGUUCGUUUUCGGUCACUGGAAAGAAUAAAGGAAAUGAAUUGAAAUUUUCUAAUUUUAUAUAUAUAUUAAUUUAUUCUAUUUUCUUGUGUUAAUUAGGUGAAUCAGCUGAAAAUAUUACUACCAAUAAACAAGAUUCACCCACAACUUCAACUGAUUCAAUUGAAACAUUUCAAUUAGAUUUUUAUCAUGUUCACGUUCAUUUCUUAUUUUCGGAAAAAGAGAAAAAAGCUAUAUUUGAACGUUUUAAUGAAGCAAAACAAUUUUUGACAAAUGUUAUUUCAGCUGAUCCUCGCUGUACCCAAGUAUGGGCAAAUAUUAUUGCAGAUGCUUAUGAAAAAAUGACAGUACAUUCAUCAACAUCACAAAUUAUUCAACUACUUUUUAGUACAUCAACUAUCACAACAUCUAGGUUACAAGAAUUGAUUGCAACAAAAAUUAUUAUCGCCAUUGUUCAUCCGGAUGCAGCAGCAAAUCCAUCGGUUCUUGAUCCAGUUAGAACCAAGGAAUAUGCAACAACAACAAGAUUUGAAGAUAAAGCCUUAAUUGCAAUCAAUCCAAUGGUAUUUAACAAUGAAACAACAAUUCAUGGAAGUCUUAUUUCUCGUGAAUCAUGCACUUUAUUUUUGGCUAUUCUUUUAUCACAUGAAAUUACUCAUGCAGUUAAAUAUAUUGGUGAAAAACAAAAAACUAUACCAGAAUUAUCAUUUUUUAGAACAUAUUCAAGUCCUGAUGAAUAUGAUGGUGGAAAUGCAUUGGAACAUGAAUUGUUUUGUGGUGAAAUGCAUAUUAAUCGUGAUUGUACACGUACUGAUGUUGAAUUGUUUAUCAUUGGAGCAGAUGGCCGAUAUUUUAAACUCUCACCGUCAGAUAUUAAUAAUUGUUUAACAAACAAUAGUCUUCAAUCAUUAUCAUCAUUAGUUCGUCGAUUAGGAUUGAAACGUCAACGUAUAAAUGAUAGUAGAAAAACUCAUUAUGAUUAUUCCGAAUCAACUGAUUAUGAAAAUAAGAAGAACGAUGAAGAACUUGUACCUCUACUUCGUUAUCAUACACGAACAAGUGUUUUUAAAGAAACGGAUAAUGUUAAUCCAAAUGAAUAUUAUCAAUCGUUGUUAAAGUACCACUGUGAAAAAGACACUUCGCAAGCCCAAUCUCCAGAUGAUCCACUAUUAUCAUGA
This is a messenger RNA of Rotaria sp. Silwood2, 3631 nucleotides long. The record is from the annotation of a GenBank genome assembly. Lineage: Eukaryota; Metazoa; Rotifera; Eurotatoria; Philodinida; Philodinidae.